AACCGCCAACGCUGGUCUGCACACUAUCUUGGGGUUUUUCGCCGUCACGUCGUAACCAGAGCCCUAGAAACAAGUCGUCAGCAAGAAAUCGCCCAUCAUGAAAAUAACAAUCAAGGAUCUCAAGCAACAGCGCUUCACGAUCGAAGCUGACCCGACCGAGCUCGUCUCCUCUCUCAAGCAGAAGAUAUCUGAUGAGCGGGGUUGGGAUCCGAAGCUUCAGAAGCUCAUCUACUCCGGCAAAAUUCUUAAGGAUGAGGACACCAUCGAGUCUUACAAGAUCGAAGAGAAGGGGUUUGUCGUCUGCGUAGUCAACAAGCCGAAGGAGCCUAAGCCGACUCCGGCCGCAGCGCCAACCGCCCAGGCAUCGUCCUCCGCCACUCCUGCUACUCCCGCGCCCGCGUCUGCACAGGCCUCAACGCCCACGGCCCCCGGUGCUCCCGCGCAGACUUCUACCGCUGCCGCUGCCGCCCCCGCUACGCCGACCAGGUCCACCAAUGACCCCAAUGCUCUGGCUGUUGGUCAGGCCCGUGCCGAGGCCAUCGCAAAUAUAGAGGCCAUGGGCUUUGAGCGGUCACAGAUUGACGCCGCUAUGCGCGCCGCCUUCAACAACCCUGACCGUGCGGUGGAGUACCUUUUGCAGGGCAUCCCUGAGAACCUCCAACAACCCGCCGCUCAGCAGCCUGCUCCCGCUGCCGCGGCCUCAGCCCCGGCAGCGGAGCCGGCAGCGGGUGGCGAUGACGGUAACGUGAACUUGUUUGACCUUGCUGCCCAGCAAGGUCGUGGUUCUGGCUCACGAGGCGGCGCCGGUGCUGGUGCUGCUGGCGCAGCCGCCCAACAGCAGCUUCUUGGGAACCUUGAAUGGCUUCGCGAUAAUGCCCAGUUCCAGCAGUUCCGUCAGGUGGUACAGCAACAACCCCAGAUGCUCGAGCCCAUUCUACAACAGCUCGGAGCUAGCAACCCUCAGCUCGCCCAACUGAUCGCCCAACGGCCCGAAGAAUUCCUGCAGCUACUGAGCGAGACGGGCGGUGACGACGAUGCCUUUCUGCCCCCGGGGGCUCAGCAGAUCUCUGUGACCGAGGAGGAGCGCGACGCGAUUGAGAGGCUUGUCCGCUUGGGUUUCACUCGGGAUGAGGCGAUCCAGGCGUACUUUGCCUGCGACAAGAACGAGGAGCUGGCGGCAAACUUCCUUUUUGACCAGCCCGACGACGAUGAUGCGCCCAUGCAGUAAAUAACGGAUCUCGUUUUCGGAGUUUCCGGUGAGGCACGUAAUGGUUGCCGGGCGUUAAAGCUUAGGCGGAGAUUCGGACGCCAUACUGAAAUCUGGACUGGAUUUCUGAGCUAGGGAACCUCUGCUUCCCGCGUUGAGGAUGGACGGCAAAUCGGAAAGCGUGGGCACACAUAGGUUGAUUUCAUCGAUGGUCAUGAAGCACAAUAUCCUCUCACUUUACUUCGCCCCGUUUGCAAAC
Molecule: messenger RNA, 1466 nt
Organism: Chaetomium strumarium
Lineage: Eukaryota; Fungi; Ascomycota; Sordariomycetes; Sordariales; Chaetomiaceae
Product: XPC-binding domain-containing protein
Exons: 6
Coding region: 98-1228 (376 amino acids)
Biological process (GO): proteasome-mediated ubiquitin-dependent protein catabolic process; nucleotide-excision repair
Cellular component (GO): nucleoplasm; cytosol
Molecular function (GO): ubiquitin binding; polyubiquitin modification-dependent protein binding; proteasome binding
Source: RefSeq, a predicted model, not a curated record